UUUUAGUCCCCGGUAUAUCUAUGGCUUAAAACGGUGCCAGAAAUCGAAAAGUCGACGUUACUGAUGCCAGAACGUCCAAGAAUAAUCGGAUAGAUCCUGUUGAAAUCAAAAGAACGGUGUUGAAACAAGGAACUGCUGUGACUAUUUGAAAAACACUAAAAAGUGCUAAAAUGAUUUUCCGAAUUGUUAUUCUGGCCAUGCUGUCGGUUACGGCUCGAUCCGAAUUCGAAGGGUAUCAGUAUACUACGCCAGGAUGCCCCUUCGAUGUUCCAAACACCCAGUACAUCACAUCAACCGCAACCGUCUACCAAACAAAAACUGAAACCAUUACCAAACAGUCGCCACCUAAAACGGAAACAGUCUCUCGAGUAUCCUCUGUUAUCAUAACUUCAACUCUCACCGAUACCGUUCCAGUUUACAACACGGUUACCCGCACCAACACUGUAACAAAAACUCAACCUCCGCCUCCACCAAUAACGAUCACAACAUCCAUCACACAACCUCCCGUUGUCCAGACGGUAGUAUCUACUGUGGUGAAACCAACUCCAGUGUAUCAAACCAUCACCAAUGUUCAGACUAUUACCCAACCACCAGUAACGCUUCCGCCACGAACUGUCGUUAAUACAGUAACGCUACCCGCAGUAACCAAAACGCAGGUCUCAACAUACACAACGACCAGUCCGGUUGUAUCUGUGGUGUAUAACGUCGAAACAGUACCUGGACCUACCGUGACUCUUCCCCCCAAAACAGUAUUCUCGACCAAAACACUUCCGCCAGAAGUACGAACUAGCACUGCCUACGUUACAACCACAACACCAGUUAUUCAAUACAGCUCCAUCACACUUCCACCUCAAACAUUGACUCUUCCCGCUAAGACAGUAAUAAAAUCGACUACCCUACCUGCCCAGACGGUAACAAUCACCUCCAUGAUAGCUACUCCUACUCCGGUUUACAAAACAACCACACAAACUCAAACCGUUACACCACCCCCGCUACCACCUUCCACAAAAACCAUUACUUCGACAAUCAAACCACCGGCCGUCACCAGUACUGUUGAAAAAAUCAGCACCAUAACGAAUCGUGUAACGCAAACCAUCACCAGCUCGGUCGUCAGUACUGUAGCGACACCAGUGUUGAAAGAGGUAACGAAAACAGUAACGCUGCCGGCUGUCACUUCCACCAUCUGUACACCGACGAACGCUUAUCUACCGGUGCGCCCGGCUGCUACCUAUGUCCCUCAGUUCAAAAGUGCGGACAACUACUAUCAGCCACGAUACAACGACAUCUUCUGAAGGGAUUAGGGGUUCUCAUUGAACCAAACGUGAUACUUAAAAAUACUCAAUGGGUCGAACGCAUGUGUACAUUCUUAUGAAAGAAUUCAAACAAAACAAAGAUAAGUAAAUUGAUGAUUACUGGCAAA
Messenger RNA from Topomyia yanbarensis, 1420 nucleotides. RefSeq lists its product as uncharacterized. The record is from RefSeq and is a predicted model, not a curated record. The coding region runs from base 171 to 1292 and encodes 373 amino acids. The transcript is spliced from 2 exons. NCBI's taxonomy places the organism in Eukaryota, Metazoa, Arthropoda, Insecta, Diptera, Culicidae.